CUUUGUAGCAAGUCGCAUAAUACUGGCAUUCUUGUGAGAAAUGAAACAUAUUAAGUUAUAUUAUUCAAUUUGAUAAAUUGAUACAACAUGUUAUGUUCCAAGUUGAGACACAAAACAGUUAUGAUGUUAUGUAAUCAAUUUUUGGUUAUUGUCCCAAUGCAAAGAAUUGUCAUGUCAUAUAUAAUGUAUUGUAUUGUUUUGUAUUCAUUCCAUUGCGAGCUCAACAAAUAUACGUAUCGACAAGCCUUAUUCCGACUUUGUUUGUUAUUUGCAGCUUUGCAGAUAGUGCACCAAGACAAAUUACGUCAUUUGCAUCAAACGAGCAAAAGAUUAACAAAUCCAGCGAUGAAAGACCUGAUGAAGUAUGUAAUGAUAUCCACUUUGAUUUCAUUCAUGAUGAUGAAUACUGUUGCCAUGACAACAAAUAACCGUGUCCUUCUGAGUGGAGUGUUGGUGGCUUCGGCUCUUGCUGCGUCUCAUGGAGACUACAUCUUUAGUCCACUAGAGUUGGCAACAUUGACGACUGUCGUUCUUGUUUUGAACUUUCCAAGGAAAGUUUCAGAAUCCUCAGAGUCUUGCACGGCACCGGGGUAUACGGCUGACCCCGUGUUGGGAUGCUAUCGUCUGUAUACUGAACCUAAGACCAAUACUGACGCCAGACAACAGUGUGCUAAUGAUGGAGGACGGCUCCUGUUAAUGAACUCUGAAGCCGAGUAUGAGAGAGUGAAAUCCUUCGUUGUACAAAAUUCGCUCAUCGGCGUUUGGAUUCAGGGAUCGAGAAGUUCCUUUUCCUCGCCAUGGUUAACUGACAAUGGCGACCCUCUUCCUUACCUUGGCCCAGCUUAUGUGGAGAUUGCUUCACCUACGGCAUUAGCAUUCGUAAUGAAUGCAGUAGGAGCUACUGGCGGAGUAGAAGGCACAAGUAAUGUCCCUUUUAUUUGUGAAAUUUGAUACUCUAAACAAUAAAGAGGAAU
This is a messenger RNA of Magallana angulata, 974 nucleotides long. RefSeq names its product hemolymph lipopolysaccharide-binding protein-like. The transcript has 5 exons. The record is from RefSeq and is a predicted model, not a curated record. NCBI's taxonomy places the organism in Eukaryota, Metazoa, Mollusca, Bivalvia, Ostreida, Ostreidae. The coding region runs from base 88 to 951 and encodes 287 amino acids.